AUGGCUACUAUCGCAGUUUUAGGUGUUAACGGUUUCUUAGGUGAAUCAGUUAUUAACAGUUUAUUAUCAGAACCUUUCAUUUCUAAUAUUAAAACUCCAAUUCGUUUAUUAACUACUUCAGAUAAAAAACCAAUUGAAUCUUCAAAUGUUGAAUAUAUUAAUAUAAAAGAUCAAAAAUUAGAUUCCCAUUUAACUGGUGUUGAUGCUUUAAUUAAUUUAAUUGGUUUCCCAAAUGGUGCUAAUGAAGAUAUUAUUAAAUCUGCUGUUGCUUCAAAUGUUAAAUUAUAUAUCCCAUCACAAUUUGGUUUCAAUAUGGAACAAGUACAUUCAUUAUUACCAAAUUGGUUACAUGGUAAAAUUGAACAUUCAGAAAAAGCUAGAGCUGCUGGUUUGAAAACUAUUGAUUUUAAUACAUCUUUAUUCUAUGUUAACUUUGGUGGUCCAUUUGUUUCACCAUUAGUUACUUUAGAUAGUGAAAAAGCUACAAUUUUAGGUGAUGGUAAAACAUCAGUUAAUCCAUCAACUUUAACUGAUAUUGGUAAAUCUAUUGCUUCUGUUGUUACUUCUAAUGAUUAUUCCAAGUUACCAAACAAAAUUAGAAUUUAUUCUGAUAAUAUCACUGUUGAAGAUUUACUUACCAAAUAUGAACAAGAUUAUAAUGUUAAAUUAACUAAAGAAUUUAAAUCAGAUCAAGAAUUUUUACAAAAUGUUGUUGAUAAAUAUAAUAAAGAUGGAUUUAAUCCAGAUGAUUUUUUUCAAUAUUUAGCUGCUAUUUUAAUUGCUGGUGAAGGUAAAGGUACAAUUGUUGAAGGUGAUAAUGAAAAGGAAAUUAUUAAUCCAAAUGAAUCUUUAUUUAAAUGGACUAAAUUAUCUGAAUUCCCAAAAAUAUAA
Hansenula ciferrii is the source of this 891-nucleotide messenger RNA. It is a transcript of the gene IRL, whose product is annotated as Isoflavone reductase IRL. The transcript has a single exon. The record is from RefSeq and is a predicted model, not a curated record. Bases 1 to 891 code for a protein of 296 amino acids. Lineage: Eukaryota; Fungi; Ascomycota; Saccharomycetes; Phaffomycetales; Wickerhamomycetaceae.